Orbicella faveolata is the source of this 1730-nucleotide messenger RNA. Its product is annotated as adhesion G protein-coupled receptor L4-like. Gene Ontology annotation, cellular component: plasma membrane. Gene Ontology annotation, molecular function: protein binding; G protein-coupled receptor activity; calcium ion binding. Lineage: Eukaryota; Metazoa; Cnidaria; Anthozoa; Scleractinia; Merulinidae. The record is from RefSeq and is a predicted model, not a curated record. Gene Ontology annotation, biological process: cell surface receptor signaling pathway; negative regulation of angiogenesis; adenylate cyclase-activating G protein-coupled receptor signaling pathway.
UAAACUAAAUAGCUGUACUGUCUAUUUUAGGAUUCAAUGGUUGCUGAAGCCAGUAAACUUUUAAAAGGAGUCGAUGCUGUUGCUUUACAUUUGGCCAAAACAGCACUCACAAGGGAUGCCAGUGUAUCUGAGGCAACAAACGUUGUAUUGAGUGCUAAGGCCAUAAAAGACCGCGAUCCAGUUGAGCAGCGAAUGCCACCAGCAUCCAGGAACACGAAGCCCACAGAUGACGUCACCAGGAACAUGCGCAAUGUUACGUCUAGCAGCGUCUUGUUACCAGGCUCCGUGCUCAUGUUGCAGAAAAAUGAGAGUUACCCAGCCGAGACUCAAUAUAUAACCUUUGCGUCCUUCCGUAACCUAAAAGCAUUGAUGCAACCGAGCGCGGAAAGCAGAUCGCCUGAGCCGACUGAAGAAGGAAGUGACUUGGGUAGAAUCGAGUCAGAGAUAACAUCCGUUUCACUGCACCCAAUGAAAAUUAACAGCUUUGACGAGCCCGUCACCUUGACUCUUAAAAACACUCAGGAUAGCGACAAAGGUCAAGCAAGCUGUGUUUUUUGGAACACGUCUAGUCCUCGCGGUUUCUGGUCAGAAGCAGGCUGUCAUUUGACAAAGAGGAAUUCCAGUCAUACCACGUGCCAGUGCUACCAUCUGACAAGCUUUGCUGUGCUUAUGCGCGUAAUCGACAUACCAGACAAUGACGUAAUGAAGAAACACCAGUUUGCAUUGAGCCUGAUUUCGUACAUUGGUAUCUCCAUUUCCAUCCUGGCUUUGUCCAUAUCUUUUCUCACCUUCGCGUUCUUAAGGUUUAGAAACACUCGUCACCGUUAUUUUGUUCAUGCUAAUUUGGCGCUUUCCCUCGGUUUGGCGGAAACUUUAUUUCUGUUCGGCGUUACCAAGACUGAAAACAAGAUUGUCUGUAAAACAAUCGCUAUCACGCUACAUUAUCUAUUCCUGUCGUCGUUCUGUUGGAUGGCGCUUGAAGGAAUCGUCCUUUACCUUUUGCUCGUCAAAAUCUUUCGCACCAAGACUCGGUCAGCAAGAGACAAAGCUGUGUUCAUGCUGUGUGGUUGGGGUGUCCCAGCUAUUAUAGUUGGUGGGUCUGCUUUGUUGUUUCACGAAGGCUAUGGAACAGAAGAAUUCUGCUGGUUAUCUUUCGAAAGGCAUUUUACUUGGGCCUUUGUAGGACCGGUACUUCUCGUGUGUUUGUUGAACUUGAUUUGCUUGGGGAAGACGUUUAUGAUCAUGUCAAGUCGAGGAAGCAUAAAGGAUAGCGACACAAGCAUCGAGAAAAUAAGGUACUGGUCUAAGGGCUGUGCGCUACUUUCUUGUCUUCUUGGCCUGACUUGGAUUGUUGGAGUAUUUGUAGUCAAUCAAGAUACCAUAUUUAUGGCUUACCUCUUUAACAUAUUUAACACGCUACAGGGACUCUUGAUAUUUCUCUUUCACUGUGUCGGGGAUGAAAAGGUGCGCGCAGAGUAUUUACGCAUAAUCCGCUGUCAAACACGCUCGCAGGCCUACGGUACAGGUCGUCCCUUGUGGAAUAAAUCAGACUCAUGUAGUCGUUCUAGAACGUGGGAGGAACGACAUGGGAAAAACAGAAGAAAUACGUUACAAUCAAAUAUAGACUCUUCAAAGGUAUGCAAUGCUUUGUCUAGUUGGAUAUAAUCAGGAGCCCAUCACUAUUCCUGUCACGGCGUUUUCACGGACCGAUCUAUUUUUAGUUUGAAUUU